This is a messenger RNA of Cottoperca gobio, 4854 nucleotides long. It is a transcript of the gene zzz3, whose product is annotated as zinc finger, ZZ-type containing 3. The record is from RefSeq and is a predicted model, not a curated record. The transcript is spliced from 12 exons. The coding region runs from base 258 to 3260 and encodes 1000 amino acids. Gene Ontology annotation, molecular function: zinc ion binding. NCBI's taxonomy places the organism in Eukaryota, Metazoa, Chordata, Actinopteri, Perciformes, Bovichtidae.
AAUAAACCGUCAUCAAUUAAUCGAGGAGACAACGAAGAGUGUUAGACCGCUUGUACUCUUGGCAGGGGCAGAAAUGUACAGUAUAGUGUUGCAUUUUCACGAGCGCGGCUGAGUCGGCUCACACACCCCGACUAGUUGACUGGAUUGAAAACAUGGCUGCGGCCGAACGUGCAGCAAAUUUACGGAAGUGAGGUGCCCACAUUCUGCUGCAGAGGAGAGAGCACCAGGAUGAGGAGACUGUAGGCACCCGCCGUAGUAUGGCCGCGUCCCGUUCCUCGCGUGUCACAAGGUCGUCAGUGGGGCUCAAUGGAUUGGAUGAGAACUUUUGUGGUCGAACCCUCAGGAACCGCAGCAUCGCCCAGCCGGAGGAGACCUCGGUGCCUCCGCUACCAAGGGCCCGCUCGCCCAAGAAAAAGCAGGAGUCGAAGCAGGACGGCAAACAGGAGUCGAAGCAGGAGUCGAAGCAGGAGUCGAAGCAGGAGUCGAAGCAGGACGUCAAGCAGGAGUCGAAACAGGACGUCAAGCAGGAGGCGAAACAGGACGUCAAGCAGGAGGCGAAACAGGACGUCAAGCCGGAGGCGAAACAGGACACCAAACAAGACGUUAAGCAGGAUGCCAAACAGGACUCAAAGCAGGACACCAAGCAUGAUACAAAGCAGGUCACUCAGCAGGAUGACCAGCAGCAGGCCUCGUUGCAGGGAAAGAUAACUGACUCAAAUGCUUCUCCAGCUGAGACGGAGCAAUGGACCAGCUCCAGGAAGCGGGGCGUGUCCUGUUUAGAAAAAGACAUUAGUCCUGAGAAGUCGGAGAACUGUGAUAGAGGGAAGGGGGCGCGGGAUGCCUGUUCUCAAAUCAAAAGGGCCAAGCGGUGCUCCCGCUCUGGAGAGUCUCAGGGACACGAAGAGGACCCUGAGCCUCUGAAAUCUGAAAGUCCAAUCUCUGUCCCAGAGUCUAGCAAGGACAACAGUUGUGAGGAAUUUCCCAGCCAAAACUCUGCUAACACAGCUCCUGCCUCACCUGUCCACAGUAAAGAGGGAGGUGAGCUGACAGGGGGGAAGGCAGAGGAUGGUCAUGUGGAGUGUGACGGGGCUGCUCAGCCCCCGAAUUCUCACAAGGCCUCUAAUGGACUCGGAGAGACUAAAGCAGAGGAGCCUUGCACACUCACUGAAGAGCCUAGUGCAAACCCUAACUCUACCACCAGCUGCCCAUCGCUGCUUAACGGUAGUCAAACGGGGGCUCCAUCAUCCCCUAAUCCCGCUGUGCCUUGUAGAAACUCUGUCCCUCUGCAGAUGGAGGUCUCUGGCUCAGGGGAAUCGCCAGCCUCAUCUGCGCCGACAUUUGAGGCUGUUCCAGAGGAUCCUGUCCCUGAGUUGAUAGUGGCUCAGGAGCAGGAGGUGGAGGUGGAGGAGGUGGAGGUGGACGUGGUGGGUGACCUGUUGUGUCUCGACCACGAGGAGCAGGUGACGGCGAGUGAGAACGACACCAACGGCCGGCCGUUUACACCAGUGCAGGAAGCUGCGGCCUCCACCUCCACCAUUACCACCAACAUGAACAGUAGUCCAAUCAACAGCAACUCAGGAGAAACUACACCCCCACUAGCAACAACCCCCUCCCCCACAGAGCCAGGGAGCAACCCCUCAAUAUCCAGCACGCCCCCCUCUUUCACAGAGCUCUAUGAACACAGAUACACCCUGCGGACUUCACCUCGGAGGGCUGCCACUGGUGGCAAGGCCUCCUCCUCCAAGCUCAGCUCUCCUUCCAGAGACAAUGGUCCCUUGAGUGAAGAGGGGGAGGUGGUGGUGGAGCCGCAGGAGGACUGUCCUGUGGUGGAGGAACCUGCUCCCUCAGACUCUGUUGGCCCCUCCUGUGAAGAGCCGGUCUCCUUGGAUCCUGGAGACCGGGCAGCUGGUGAGGACAGUGUCCCUGUGGUGGGCAUAGAGGCCGAGCAAAGCAAGGAGCUGACGCGGAGCCAGGCUGCAGAGGAGGAGGAGGAGGAAGAGGAGGAGCCAGACGUGUAUUACUUUGAAUCAGACCACCUGGCUCUUAAACACAACAAAGAUUAUCAGAGGCUGCUGCAGACCAUUGGAGUUCUCGAGGCCCAGCGCACGCAGGCCAUCCUGGACCUGGAGACGUUAGCGCGUCACCAGAGGGAGGCACUCGGCGAUCCCAUCACCUUCGUGGAGCAGCUGCAGAAACGGGUUUCGUUGGGCUUGCCGCGGCCCCAGCGAGUCGUGCAGCUCCCUGCCAUCGGAUGGGAGCAGUACACCUCCGGCCUCAGUGACUUUGAGAGAGAGUUCUGCGACAAGAAACGCAAAACCAGGCGGCUGAAGCUGAUCUUUGACCAAGGUUUGCCUGCUCGACCAAAAAGUCCCGUGGAGCCCAAGAAGGAAGGCGAGUCGUCCACCAUGUACUGCUCUCUGCCCACUAGUGACGCUCUAGAGAACAGCAGGCAAGCGCAGAUGAUCAGGGGGAGGAUUUGUCAGCCAAACAAGUCUGACACGUUCAACCAGCUGUGGACUGUGGAGGAGCAGAAAAAACUGGAGCAGCUUCUUCUUAAGUUCCCUCCCGAGGAAGUGGAGUCCAGAAGAUGGCAGAAGAUUGCCGAUGAGCUCGGCAAUCGAACGGCAAAACAGGUUGCCAGUAGAGUUCAAAAGUACUUCAUCAAACUGACAAAAGCUGGUAUCCCUGUGCCUGGACGAACACCCAACCUGUGCAUGUACACUAAAAAGGCAUCCAGCAAGAGGCAGCACCACCUCAACAAACACCUGUACCGGCCGUCUACUUUCCUGACCUCCUAUGAGCCUCCGGUCUACAUGGAUGAAGAAGACGAGCGCUCGGCGUAUUACGGCAGCGUGCAGGACCCCUCUGCUGACGACUCGGAUGAAGAGACUAUUCCUUUGGAGUUGAGAAAUUUGCCGGAGUACAAAGAGCUUUUAGAGCUGAAGCGACUGAAGAAACAGACUCUGCAGGAGAUCCACGAGGACAAGGCCGGGAUGCAGCACGUAGGCUUCAAGUGUGACGUCUGCGGCAUUGACCCUAUCCAGGGAGUGCGGUGGCACUGUCAGGACUGUCCGCAGGACAACUCGGUCGAUUUCUGCUCCAACUGCUCCGACUGCUUAUUCAAGACGGAGACCCACAAGCCUAACCACCACUUGGAGCCGGUGCAGCAACCAGACUCGUUUCUGGACAGGGACUACUGCCUGCCGCAGAGCACAGGCUACAACUACCUGGACCCGAACUACUUUCCAGCCAACAGAUGACAGGGUCCCAGGCGCCUCUAGCUCCAGGCUCUCUCCACAUAUCCCACAGGCCACUCUGUGCAUGGCUCCAUCCUCCAAGUCUAAGAUAACCGCUUAACCCGCCGCCAGGCAGGAAGGACAGCAGGCAGGCAGACAGGGGGGGAGGGGGGGGGACUGUUGGUAAACUGGCCUCCCUGACUCAAGCAAAGGGCGGCCAUGUUGGUUCCUCAGAACAACGGGGCCCUGCUCCACCUCAGCCAGGUUAAUCAAUGGAUCUGUGAUUUGAAUCGAUACACUAUUUAAACAAAAAGAAAAGGCAAGAAGGCACACCGACAUUCCCGAGCUCUGUGACUCCUGGGGGGCUUUCCCCUUUCCCCUCAUCGCCCUCCACUUCACCUCCCUGUGCUGCUUCGACUCUGGACAUCAGUUUGGUGAAGCGCCACUUAAUGGAGAUGUGUGGUCGUAGUGGACUGUGAAGCCAUCAGCUGAGAUACACAUCGGUGGUUUGUAUGUAUGUGUGUGUGCGCGUGUGUGCGUGUGUGUGUGCGUGUGCGUGUGUGUGUGUGUGUGUGUGUGUGUGUGUGUGUGUGUGUGUGUGUGUGUGUGUGGUCUCCGUGUUAUGCGAGAGUGAAAAAUGUUCUAGCUAGGUAUCCGUAGAGUGAGUAUUUAUGAGUCGCAGCUUCUUCAGCGGGAGUUGCCGCGAGAGAAGUUUGGCGGUGACGCAGAUGUCUGUUUUGUUUUUUGGCCGCAGUCUGUAGUAAGUUCUGCUGGUCCACACGACGCUGUGCACACAGACCUGUAUGUGUUAAACGGACCGGGGCGCCAUGUGUCAGCAUGGAGCCAUCCCCUACCACUGUCGCACUACGCUGCUCUCACCUUUCAAACACACACACUGGCACACACACCUCCAUCUCUAGAGUCUGUCCCUUUGCUCUCUCCACUAAAACAUGUCUAACAAGGAAGCACUACAGCACGGAGAGCGAGUGCGUUUGAAGGCAGGCGAAUGGGAACGUAUGGAAAGUUUUUUCUUUUCCGUUUUUUCUUUUCCUCCUCCCCCAAUGUGUGCCGUCAUGUUGAGUGUACAAGUAUAUGGUGAAAAGUAGCCGGCGCUAGUUGCUGUGUGCCAUUUUUAAAAGAGAAUUUUUUGUCUUCCUGUUUUUCUUUUGGGAGGGAUUCCACCUCUGAACCCGGCAACAACUCCUCCCUUCCUGCGUGGCACCAUCGCCCCCCCCCCCCACAUUGUCCCACGUUAUCGAUCCAGUCAUCACGCCUCUAGAUCUUCUUUAAUUUUGCAGUCCACUUUAAAAGGUCCAUUUAAAAGAUUGUAUUUUUAUUAAUCUAUUUAAAAAAAAGAAAGAAGAAAAAACAAGAAUUGAGGUCGUGGUCGGCGCCGCCGCGGUGGAACAACCCACACAGUUUUAUACACAUAGAUUUUGUUGUGCUUGAGUAGACACCAUUUUGUAUGGUUUUCGUCUCCUUCCCUCACCCCCUUUGCCUACUUCAAUAUCUGUGUAUAACAGUCUGUUCUUAUGUAAAAAAAAUAAUAAUAAUGUAAAAAAAAAAAUGCUAGAGGAGAACCGUGGAAAUAAAAGUAUGUGAAAAUAGUGUUUCUACA